AGGUUCAGAGGGCAGAUACCACCAAAAGUUUCAGUCUCGGGUCCAGGCCGCGAUUCCAGAGAAGUUUUUUUGCUGUUCUCCUAGAUCCUGCUGUCCGUCCAAGGCCGGCUGAAGGGCCAAGGCUACACAUCAUGAGCUAUCUAGUACUAAGUUUCAAGUGUACGUGGCUAUAAAAGCAUUGAGUCUAAAAUAAAUGGAGAACUACCUUCUGUGUGGUGAGCUCCAGUCCCAAGAGGAGGGUGUCUCUGCCUGGCCCACCCCGGUCAGCCUCGUGUACAAGGGACGGAGGAAGGGAAGUGUGCAGUUUGUGGGGAUAGGGAAAUACGACAAGCAAGACAAGAAAUACAUCGAGAAUGGAGUACAGCUGAUGCAUUCUUUGGAUCACGAGAACGUGCUCAAGUUCAGUGAAUGGUACGAGACUCCACAGCACAUCUGGGUCAUCACAGAGCUGGCCAUCGGAGGCACCCUCUCUCACAUACUGCACCAAGAUGGCUGCAUUCCCAGCCCUAAUAUCCACGACUUUGUCCGGGACAUUGCAGCUGGACUGACCUACAUUCACUCCAGGGGGGUGCUCUAUUGUGACCUGCAGCCCUCCAAGAUUGUACUGGAUGGCCGUCAGCUACUGAAACUCAGCGACUUCACGCUAGCCCAGACAAUGGCUGACUGCCAUAACCAUUACAACCUCACGUCACUUGUAAACACAUUACUGACGCCCUCGGGAAAAGACCACCCUCUAAAAUACGCCCCCUCACCAUUCUACGCUGCUCCUGAGUUGUUUGUUGAUGGUGGACAGUUUUCAACAGCCAGUGACCUGUGGUCUCUAGGCUGCAUCGUGUAUGAGCUGAGUCUAGGUUGCAAACCAUUUGAUAGCAAUGACCCUGACCUGCUACUCCAGUCUAUCUCGUGCAUACAACCAAACGCUGUGGUACAGUCUCCAGAAACAGCUCAACUAUUAUCAAACCUCCUCACAGGGGAACCUAGUCAUCGGACUACACCGCCUCAGUAUACAUGACUCUUCUAUGUGUUCAUUGCUUCAUCGCUUUCAAUGUGCGUAUGAAUCUUCCUUAAGAGCAUUUUAUCACUUACUAAAUUUGUCUAUUUUGAUCCACAGUUUGUUACAUGGUAUUUAGUUAUGAACAUGCUAAACUUGAUAAAAUGAUAAUUGACAUAUUGGGGUAUCCCCUUAUAAACCCACACAGUUGGUAAAUUAAUAUGACCACCAUUGUAGUACUGAUGUCCCUAGUAGCUAUUUGCUACACUCAGGAACUUGUUGUUGAAGACAGACCUCUCAACAUUCUCCUGCUUAAUGGCUUGUUUGCUGGCCACCUGUUCCCACUGGUCAGCCUGGGUGAAGAGCUAGUCAGUAGGGGCCACAAUGUCUCCCUCUGCUCCACUGUCAUGGAGGGAUCAAAAUUGCUCCCAAAUCUACCAGAAAGUGUGGGAAUAAAGUUCCUAAAUGCUGGUUUGGAUGUUAUUACACUGGAAGAGUUUGAAGCACAAACCAGGAACCAAAAGGACGGACCUGGAGGUGCUGCAGUUGCUGACUUUGCUACAGUGCUCAUCAAUCGACUGUAAAGAUUUUAAACAAAUUGGAAACUUACGGAAUUGAACGUUUUGAUAUGAUCGUAUGCGAUUUCUCUGUUAUACAUAUCGGACUACACUAUGCCAUCUUGGGCAGGAAAGUCAUUGCGUUCAGCUCCAUGCUUCCCCCCUACCCUGCUAUAGAAUCCCCCUGGCCUCUUCCAUUCACACUUAGCGGAGGCCAAUCAGACGAUUUGAGCUUCUUAGAACGUCUACAAAACUCGAUACUAGCACCUUUGCUCAUCCCAGCAUGGAACUAUCUAUUCUGGAUCUUCUGCAAAGGCGACGAGAGAUUGGAAACAACUCUAAAUGGUAUUAACUUUAUGCGAUAUCCUGGGAUUAAUAUUCCCCAUCUGAUAACAUCUGUAAUUGGGUUCGAUACACCUGCACUUCAAACUCCCCUCAGGCAUUACGUAGGACCUAUGGUGAAGAAAAGAACGGACAAAUUAGCAGAGGAUCUGGAGGAAUGGCUUAGUAACAAGAGAGAGAGAUCUGUUAUCUAUAUCAGCAUGGGUACCACUGGCUAUGUAUCCGGGGAUGUUGCUAGGACAAUCAUCGAAAGUGUGAUGGCAACGAAAUUUGAUGCAGUUUGGGCCCUGAGAGACAACAAUAGAGGGUCUAUAGAAGGUGUUGAAAUUGAUGACAAUCGAAUAUUUAUAUCGGGAUGGGUGCCACAGCAGACGAUACUCGCGCAUGCAUCGAUCCGAUUGUGUAUUCUCCAUUGUGGACUGAAUAGUGUGCAGGAGAGCCUAUACAAUGGCCUGCCUGUUGUGUGCCUGCCUCAUGCCUUCGAUCAUUUCGCGACUGGUGGGACCAUUCGUAAUAUUCGUGUGGGAAUAUCCAUGUACAGUUUUUUCGAUAGCAUUCUUGGGCAUACAGACGUAUCAAUAAAGGAUUUAACAAAUGCAAUCACGACAGUUUCAAGUGAUGGGUAUGUAGCAAAUGCUAGGAGGGUUUCACUCGUGUACAAGUUUGCUGGAGGAGCAGAGACAGCUGCAGGCCUGGUGGAGUACUAUACUGAUGUUGGGUACGAUCACCUCAUACCAGCCUUUGCAAGAUAUCAGUGGAGCUGGAUACAGUAUCGUAAUCUCGAUGUGUGUGCUGUUCUGUUUAGUAUUUUAGCUGUGUUUAUGUUUCUGUCGUACAAGUGCUUGUAUAGUUGUGUCUGUGUGAAAGUAUGUAGAAAGUGAUUUG
Messenger RNA from Halichondria panicea, 2775 nucleotides. Its product is annotated as serine/threonine-protein kinase ULK4-like. The record is from RefSeq and is a predicted model, not a curated record. Gene Ontology annotation, molecular function: ATP binding; microtubule binding; protein kinase activity. Gene Ontology annotation, biological process: cytokinesis by cell plate formation; phragmoplast assembly; protein phosphorylation. Lineage: Eukaryota; Metazoa; Porifera; Demospongiae; Suberitida; Halichondriidae. Bases 194 to 1012 code for a protein of 272 amino acids. The transcript is spliced from 5 exons.